This is a messenger RNA of Dicrocoelium dendriticum, 1985 nucleotides long. The record is from the annotation of a GenBank genome assembly. NCBI's taxonomy places the organism in Eukaryota, Metazoa, Platyhelminthes, Trematoda, Plagiorchiida, Dicrocoeliidae.
AUGGAUAUUGGGCUUGGUAGUUUCACAUUUGAUCACUUUUCGCACCAUGCUUUAUUCCAAUCUCUUUCGAAUUAUUUUUGCAUCUGUUUUUUUAUUAAUCCUACUCGAUGUUUUAGGCCCCACAUCUCUCGAAUUACGUUGCCCAGGAUCAGCCGGCGUGUGCGGGCCAAGAUUCAAUCACUUUUACUCGAGAAUAUACGCGAUUUUCACUCAUCAUCCGCAGCAACUGAUAGUGUGGCACCCACUUCGAAUUUCCCCCACCAUCCGGCUCCCAAUGAGUGCAAACGGUUAUUCGAUCAAAGUGACUCUGGUCCUCUGAAGUCAGAUUACAAGAACGAUUUGUUCCGCGAGAGCUACGCCGGUUCUGCUACGUUUUUAAAAGGGACUCAAAGCGCAAAUCCGCACAAUGACUAUUGUCAGCAUUUCGUGGACACUGGUGAACGCCCACAAAAUUUCAUCCGUGAUACCGGUCUCCGCAAUCGGUUCGAAGAAUAUCCGAAAUUGCGGGAGUUGAUUCGGCUCAAAGACGACCUCAUCCAAUCCCGCGGCUUUCCACCGAUGUACUUACAAGCCGAUCUAAAGACGUUCGAUUUGACAAAACUGAAGACGAAAUUUGACGUCGUACUGAUUGAACCGCCUCUGGAGGAAUAUCAUCGAAUGAAUGGGGCAUUGUUUGAUCAACACUGGACAUGGGAUGAGAUUGAGCGACUGGAAAUAGAACAAAUUGUCGCACCGCGUUCCUUCGUGUGGAUUUGGUGUGGCUCCGGUGAGGGUCUCGACGCGGCACGAACGUGCCUUCGGAAAUGGGGGUUUCGACGUUGCGAGGACAUUUGCUGGAUAAAAACUAACAAGGGGACACCUGGGCACGAGGCGCUGGAACCUGGAGCUGUUUUCCAACGCACCAAGGAACACUGCCUAAUGGGCAUUCACGGGACAGUGCGCAGAUCUACCGACGGGGAUUUCAUCCAUGCCAAUGUCGACAUUGACCUCAUCAUCGAGGACUCCCCGAAGUAUGGUGGCUAUGCUUCCAAAGACAAACCGACGGAGAUCUUCCACAUCAUUGAACACUUUUGCCUGGGACGCCGUAGACUCCACUUGUUUGGUCGGGACAGCACUUUACGUGCGGGCUGGUUGACGGUAGGAAACGAACUGUCCGCCUCCAACUUUGAUAGCCGGCUUUAUGCUAGCAAUUUCUCCAAGGAGCCUAAUGGUUGGCUACUUGGUACAACCGAAGAGAUCGAAAGGAUGCGCCCUAAAUCUCCCCCACCACGGGGGGUGGUCAACACCGGCAAUCUGGCUUUCGCUACCCCUGUCAGUAAAUCACAAGCGCUCGUUCCCGACCUCCUUCCCGGUGGCAUCCUUCCAACGGCCCUCAAUUUCUCCAGAGGUCCACCAGGUCGACGAUCAGCUGGGGGAUCAUCUAAAGCACAUGAGCCGGACAACUUACAACCUUCACUUCUUGGCCUUCCGUCGCCCAUUUCAUUGGGGGCGCUGAUGAGCAACAUGCGAGCCCAACACGGUUCCCGCGGGAGAUUCGUUCAGACAGUGACCGGACCAUUUAUGGAAGCUGGUUCGUCAUCCUCAUCGCAGCUACUAAGCCUACAGGCUAAAGCCAAGGAGCAAGAGAUACCUCUGGCAUCGAAUCUAUUGUCGAAUAUAUGGCCCCCAUCAGCUGGUCUGAACUUCAACUUCUCCCAGGCAAAUCAGUUAAAUGCGCUGAGCUCAACAGCUCUCGGAUUGACGACGCUUCGAGCCCCUCCAUCGAAUAACCCUUUCGUGUCCUCAUUGUUCUCAUCUAGUAAAAUAAAUCCCGCUAUGCUCGCAGCGCUGAGUGUGGCCAGCUCUUCUUUGGGUAUGCCAGCCUUCCACCAUUCUUUGAAUGUAUCAAAAACGCACAGUAAUAUAUCAUGGUAUCAAUAUUUUUGGUCUUGAACAUGACAAUACCAGAUGGCGCCAAAGUGACUCAUAUGGAUCCGUAAUCGGCU